AUGGCUGACGCGGUCGACAAGGUCGCCGACAGUGUGGCCAAGCUCGUGCUGGACGAGGAGACGGGCGACAUGGUGACCAGGAACGAGCUCAAGAAGCGCAUCCAGAAGCGCGCUCGAAAGGCCGCCGCCGCCGCCAAUCGCAGCAACGCCCAGCAGGACAAGGCCGGCAGCGCUCAACCCGCGGCCAAGCCUGCGAAGCCCGAGGAGCGCGUCAUCGACCCGGACGCCAUGUUCAAGCAGGGCUUCCUUGCCGAAGUCUACAAGCUGCGGCCGUCCAAGGAGGUUGUGACGCGGUUCCCGCCCGAGCCGAACGGAUAUCUCCACCUUGGCCAUGCCAAGGCAAUUGCCGUCAACUUUGGUUUUGCCCGGUAUCACGGCGGUCGAACGAUUCUCAGAUUCGACGACACGAACCCCGAUGCCGAGAAGGGAGAAUACUUCGUGGCCAUUGAGGAGACCAUCCGAUGGCUGGGCUUCACCCCCAGCGAAAUCACCUACGCGUCCGACAACUACCAGCGAAUGUACGACCUCGCCGAGAAACUCAUCAAGAUGGAAAAGGCCUACGUGUGCCACUGCGACGACGUCGAGACGAAGAAACAGCGCGGCGGCGAAGACGGCCUGAGCCCGAGAUACCGAUGCGAGCACGCGAACCAGGAUGUCGAGACCAACCUCAGGAAGUUCCGUGGCAUGCGCGAUGGAGAGUACGAGCCGAGGAGCGCCUGGCUUCGCAUGAAGCAGGACAUCGUGAACAACCCCAACCCUCAGAUGUGGGAUAUUGCCGCCUACCGAAUCCCCAAAGACCAGGAGCCGCAUUACCGGACGGGUACCAAGUGGCGGAUAUAUCCCACCUACGACUUUGCGCACUGUCUCUGCGAUAGCUUUGAGGGCAUUACGCACAGCUUGUGUACCACCGAGUUCAUCAUGUCCCGGGAGAGCUACGAGUGGCUGAACAAGCUUCUGGUGGACUUCCAGCCCAUGCAGCGCGAGUACGGCCGCUUGAACCUCAGCGGCACCAUCAUGAGCAAGAGAGGUCUGAGGACAUUAAUCGAGAGCAAUGUUGUUCGCGGAUGGGACGACCCGCGCCUGUAUACCAUCAAGGGAAUCCGACGACGAGGCAUCCCUCCUGGCGCGCUGCUUUCUUUCAUCUACGAGCUCGGCGUCACCACCUCCAUCACCCAGGUCAGCAUCAAGCGUUUCGAGCAGUCGAUCCGAGUCUACCUUGAGAGGACCGUUCCCCGCCUCAUGCUGGUCCUGGACCCGGUUCCGGUUAUGAUUGAGGACGGCGAAGAGCAGGACCUCGACAUUCCCUUCUCUCCCAAGGACCCCAAGUUGGGAUCUCACACCGUUCGCCUCACCAAGACUGUGUACAUUGACCGCUCAGACUUCCGCGAGGUGGACAGCAAGGACUACUUCCGUCUGGCUCCGGGCAAGACCGUCGGCCUUUUGAACGUGCCUCACCCCAUCAAGGCUGUCUCAUUCACCAAGGACGAGACAACAGGUGCCAUCAAGGAGAUCAGGGCCGUCUACGACAAGGAAGGCAAGAAGCCCAAGACGUAUAUCCAGUGGGUGCCUGAAGGCUCGCUUCCAGCCGAAGUGCGCAUCCACGAGCCGCUGUUCAAGUCGGACAGUCCCGGCUCUGCGCCUGGCGGGCUCUUGAGCGAUGUCAACCCCAACAGCGAGACCAUUUGGCCGAACGCAUUGAUCGAGACCGGUUUCCACGAGGUGAAGCGACGCGCACCGUGGCCCGCGGCCGAGGGCGAGAAGACGGGCGAAGUUGGCCCUGAGACUGUCCGGUUCCAGGCCAUGCGUGUUGCCUACUUUGCUCUUGACUCGGACAGCACCGAUGACAAGAUUGUACUCAACCGUAUUGUGGCUUUGAAGGAGGACUCUGGCAAGAAUGCCUAG
Molecule: messenger RNA, 1902 nt
Organism: Trichoderma citrinoviride
Lineage: Eukaryota; Fungi; Ascomycota; Sordariomycetes; Hypocreales; Hypocreaceae
Product: glutaminyl-tRNA synthetase
Exons: 6
Coding region: 1-1902 (633 amino acids)
Biological process (GO): glutaminyl-tRNA aminoacylation; translation
Cellular component (GO): cytosol; cytoplasm
Molecular function (GO): glutamine-tRNA ligase activity; ATP binding
Source: RefSeq, a predicted model, not a curated record